GGCCUCCGUAGACCGUCUCCUGUCGACAUCAUCUGUCAUUGGCUGAGAGCGAGGUGGGCGGGUCACCGAGCAGCCCGAGGAAGAAGGCUGCGGCGGUGGUGGUGACUGAGCGGAGCCCAGUGACAGGAUGGCUGGGCACAGAUUGGUGUUGGUAUUAGGAGACCUGCACAUCCCACACCGGUGCAACAGUUUGCCAGCUAAAUUCAAAAAACUGCUGGUGCCAGGAAAGAUUCAGCAUAUUCUCUGUACUGGAAACCUUUGCACCAAAGAGAGUUAUGACUAUCUCAAGACUCUGGCCGGUGAUGUUCAUAUUGUGAGAGGAGACUUCGAUGAGAAUCUGAAUUAUCCAGAACAGAAAGUUGUGACUGUUGGGCAGUUCAAAAUUGGUUUGAUCCAUGGGCAUCAAGUUAUUCCAUGGGGAGAUAUGGCCAGCUUAGCCCUGUUGCAGAGGCAGUUUGAUGUAGACAUUCUUAUCUCGGGACACACACACAAAUUUGAAGCAUUUGAGCAUGAAAAUAAAUUCUACAUUAACCCAGGUUCUGCCACCGGAGCAUAUAAUGCCUUGGAAACAAACAUUAUUCCUUCAUUUGUGUUGAUGGACAUCCAGGCUUCUACAGUUGUCACUUACGUGUAUCAACUAAUUGGAGAUGAUGUGAAAGUAGAACGAAUUGAAUACAAAAAAUCUUAAAAGCCAGGCCUGUCUUGCUGGGUUUGUUUUUUUUUUUCAUUCCCCUGUUCAAAUCAAGUAAUAAAACAUUUAUGAGGCACAAAAUUGUAUCACUUUUAUAAUAUUUUGCAGUAAAAUAUAUUGUCUAGUGUUAAUACAAUGUUCUAAGCUUCUUGUAAACUAUAAGAAUAUAUUCCGUUUCCAUAUAUGAUUUCUAUGAAAAAAAGUCCAUCACACAGUAAAUGGUAAUGUGUUAAGAAAACUUUAUCCUUGUAAAUAUCUUCAAAGUUGAUAUCUGGAACUUUAUUACAGAAAUAGUGCAUGAGGAAGAAAAAUCUAGACUUUCUUGUAUACACUUUUCUCCAGUAAUAAACAGUUACCUUUCAUUUAUA
Ailuropoda melanoleuca (giant panda) is the source of this 1059-nucleotide messenger RNA. It is a transcript of the gene VPS29, whose product is annotated as VPS29 retromer complex component. The transcript is spliced from 5 exons. Gene Ontology annotation, cellular component: retromer complex. The record is from RefSeq and is a predicted model, not a curated record. The coding region runs from base 128 to 688 and encodes 186 amino acids. Gene Ontology annotation, biological process: retrograde transport, endosome to Golgi. Lineage: Eukaryota; Metazoa; Chordata; Mammalia; Carnivora; Ursidae.